AUGGCUUCAGAACCAGAGACACCACGAAUAACCGAGCUCCAUGUAAGGAUGGACUGCAACGGGUGCGUGCACAAGAUCAGGAAGACCCUGAGCGGCAUUGACGGCGUAGGCGAGGUACAUGUUGAUCAAGCUAACCACAAGAUCACGGUGGUGGGGAUCGCUGAUCCUGCGAGGAUCGUCAAGGCCAUCAGGAAGGCCAACAGGGUUCCAACCAUCUGCUCACACACCGACCCUGCAGCAGCUCCGGCGCCACCCGCGGAAGGGGGAGAAGCCCCGCCUGCUGAUCCGCCUCCGCCUCCACCCGCGGAAGGGGAAGCACCGCCGCCAGCACCUGCCGACCCACCGCCUGCGGAAGAGGCCCCAGCAGAACCCCCGGCAGCAGAGAACAAAGAGGCGCCGCCGGCUGAAACGCCAGCCACCACCAUGAUAUACGUGGUGCGUGAUUACCCAUACAGCUACCAUGCGUACAGAGGUCACUGGGCAAACCAUCCGAGCAACAUUCAUGGCGUCCGAUACGAUGCUGCUGCACCAUAUUACGCAGCACAUAGUCGUAGGCUCGUAGCUACAGUCCUUACAUAUCAGAGUACGGACAUGCGGGCUCUUCAGCCCAAGAAGGAAGAUGCCACUACCAUCCAGCGGCUGCUACGGGAAGAGGAGAUGGAAGCCAGAUCACUUCGAUGUUCAGCGAGGAGAAUCCCAACGCAUGCAGCAUAG
Triticum turgidum subsp. durum (durum wheat) is the source of this 714-nucleotide messenger RNA. Lineage: Eukaryota; Viridiplantae; Streptophyta; Magnoliopsida; Poales; Poaceae. The record is from the annotation of a GenBank genome assembly.